GCGACCGCCGCGCCCGCACAAAAUGUCUGCCCGGACGCCAUUGCCGACCGUGAACGAGCGGGACACGGAGAAUAAUACAUCUGUUGAUGGAUACACUGAACCACAUAUCCAGCCUACCAAAUCAAGUAGUCGACAAAACAUACCACGGUGUAGAAAUUCCAUUACAUCUGCUACAGAUGAACAGCCUCACAUUGGAAAUUAUCGUUUGCUAAAAACAAUAGGGAAGGGAAAUUUUGCCAAAGUGAAAUUGGCAAGACAUGUUCUUACUGGUAGAGAGGUUGCAGUAAAAAUAAUAGAUAAAACUCAGCUAAAUCCUACCAGUCUACAAAAGUUAUUUCGAGAAGUACGAAUAAUGAAGAUAUUGAAUCAUCCCAAUAUAGUAAAAUUAUUUGAAGUUAUUGAAACAGAGAAGACACUGUAUUUAGUAAUGGAAUAUGCCAGUGGGGGUGAAGUGUUUGAUUACUUAGUUGCCCAUGGAAGAAUGAAGGAGAAAGAGGCCCGUGCAAAAUUUAGACAGAUUGUGUCUGCAGUACAGUAUUGUCAUCAAAAGUGUAUUGUACACCGUGAUCUCAAGGCAGAAAACCUUCUUCUUGAUGCUGAUAUGAAUAUUAAAAUAGCUGACUUUGGUUUUAGUAAUGAAUUUACAGUUGGAAACAAAUUAGACACAUUUUGUGGAAGUCCUCCCUAUGCAGCUCCUGAACUUUUCCAAGGAAAGAAAUAUGAUGGCCCUGAAGUAGAUGUAUGGAGUCUUGGCGUCAUUUUGUAUACAUUAGUCAGUGGAUCUUUGCCAUUUGAUGGUCAGAAUCUAAAGGAACUGAGGGAGCGAGUCUUACGAGGAAAGUAUCGUAUUCCAUUCUAUAUGUCUACAGACUGUGAAAAUCUUCUGAAAAAAUUGUUAGUACUGAAUCCAAUAAAAAGAGGCAGCUUGGAACAAAUAAUGAAAGAUCGGUGGAUGAAUGUUGGUCAUGAAGAAGAAGAACUGAAGCCAUAUACUGAGCCUGAACCAGAUUUCAAUGACACAAAGAGAAUAGACAUUAUGGUAACAAUGGGUUUUUCAAGAGAUGAAAUAAAUGUAUCCUUAAUAAAUCAGAAAUAUGAUGAAGUCAUGGCUACAUACCUACUUCUGGGCAGAAAACCACCUGAAUUUGAAGGAAGUGAAUCUUUGUCCAGUGGCAACUUAUGUCAGCGAUCUCGACCCAGCAGUGACCUAAACAACAGUUCUAUGCAAUCUCCUGCUCAUCUGAAGGUCCAGAGGAGUAUAUCAGCAAAUCAGAAACAGAGGCGUUUCAGUGAUCAUGUUGGUCCAUCAAUUCCUGCUGCUGUGUCAUACACCAAAAGGGCUCAGGCUAACAGUGCGGAAAGUGAGCAAAAAGAGGAGUGGGACAAAGAUGUAUCUCAUAAACUUGGCAGCACUGUAGUUGGAUCCAAAGCAGAGAUGACAGCAAGUCCUCUUGUAGGACCCGAAAGAAAAAAAUCUUCUACUAUGCCAAGUAACAAUGUUUUUCCUGGAAGUGGUAUGACAAGAAGGAACACAUAUGUUUGUGAAAGGACUGCAGAUCGCUAUUCUGCAAUACAGAAUGGGAAAGACAGCAGUCUGACAGAAAUGUCUGUGACUAGCACAUCUUCUGCAGGAUCUGCCAUCACUUCUGCUGCACCGUCGACACGGCCUCGACACCAGAAGUCUAUGUCUGCCUCUGGCCACCCCAUAAAAGUCACAUUGCCAACCAUCAAAGAUGGCACUGACUAUCGACCAGGCAGUACAACUCAGAGAGUUCCUGCUGCUUCCCCAUCUGCUCAUAGUAUUAGUGCUGCUACACCAGACCGAACCCGUUUUCCUCGUGGGAGUUCAAGUCGAAGUACUUUUCAUGGUGAACAGCUCCGAGAACGACGUAAUGCUACUUAUAAUGGACCACCUGCUUCACCAUCACAUGAAACUGGUACAUUUUCACAUGCCAGAAGGGGGACGUCAACUGGUAUAAUAAGCAAAAUAACUUCCAAGUUUGUUCGCAGGGAUCCAAGUGAAGGCGAAGCCAGUGGCAGAACUGACACCUCAAGAAGUACUUCUGGGGAGCCAAAGGAAAGAGAAAAAGAGGAUAGUAAAGAUUCCAAGCCACGUUCUUUGCGGUUCACUUGGAGUAUGAAGACUACUAGUUCCAUGGACCCCAAUGAUAUGAUGAGAGAGAUCCGAAAAGUGUUAGAUGCAAAUAACUGUGAUUAUGAACAAAAGGAGAAGUUUUUGCUCUUCUGUGUUCACGGAGAUGCCAGACAAGAUAGCCUUGUUCAGUGGGAGAUGGAAGUCUGCAAGUUGCCUCGCUUGUCACUUAAUGGGGUCCGUUUCAAAAGAAUAUCUGGGACUUCUAUUGCAUUUAAGAACAUUGCAUCCAAAAUUGCAAAUGAGCUUAAACUAUAGAGAAAACUAAAUUUACAGGAUCAGGGAAGAUGCAUACAUGAUCUCCAAUUUGUGAAUGUACUGAUAAUGCCUAAUGUGAUUGGCCUGUGAAACUCCCCCUGUAGAAAUUGCCCUUAUUGCAAUAAGGUUAUACAUAGUUAUGAACUGUAAAAUUAAAAUCAGUACGAAUUAUAUUAAAUAACUGUAGCUAAAAAUGUUAUGUUCACAUGUACAGGUAAGUAAAUUGAGUAUUCUGUUCAUUUUAUGUUCAUAGAAUUGUAUAAUAAAAAAGAUAAUUGCUUAAAAAAAGAUCUUGUAUAGUCGUCUAGAUUUCUGCACAGAAAUAUAUGUU
Molecule: messenger RNA, 2741 nt
Organism: Vombatus ursinus (common wombat)
Lineage: Eukaryota; Metazoa; Chordata; Mammalia; Diprotodontia; Vombatidae
Product: serine/threonine-protein kinase MARK1
Exons: 18
Coding region: 23-2410 (795 amino acids)
Biological process (GO): microtubule cytoskeleton organization; protein phosphorylation; intracellular signal transduction
Cellular component (GO): cytoplasm
Molecular function (GO): tau-protein kinase activity; ATP binding; protein serine/threonine kinase activity
Source: RefSeq, a predicted model, not a curated record